AUGAAUGACGAUGACGACGUGGAAGAGUUCAGCAAAAAGUAUGUGGUGGAAAAAAGGCUGGUUACACAGUACCUGGAACAUCUUCGCGAACUAGAAAGAAGGAAAAAAAAGAGGGAAGAUAGCAGAAAGCGCGCAAAUCUGGAAGAAAAGAGAAAGACCUUUGAAGAUUACAACUGGAAAGCUAUUUACAGGGAAGGAAAAAUAAAGAAACUGAAAGUUGUUGUAUUGGACAUGUAUAUAUCAAUGAGAAAUUUGAAGCAGUCGAAAGGGGCGUUAAAGCAAGAAAAAGUCGAUAUCGUAUCACUUGACAUAGCAAAGUCGCUAGUCCCUGAUAACCGUCAACUUUCUGAUGAUGACAGAGAUAGUAACGACCAGGAUUCUGGUGACGACGAUGUUGUCGUGCAGGAGAUUGGAAGUGACGAGGAUGAUAUUGAUUCCGACGACGAUGAAGGACAAAUUUAUGAAGGUGAUGCGGGAGAAGAGGAGGAGGAGGAAGAAAACAUUUCCAACCUUUUGCAGACCAUAAGAUCUGGUAGAGUUUGCCGGACAUGGAAGGGACGAGCCAGUGCUAUAGACUAA
Messenger RNA from Paramuricea clavata, 579 nucleotides. Lineage: Eukaryota; Metazoa; Cnidaria; Anthozoa; Malacalcyonacea; Plexauridae. The record is from the annotation of a GenBank genome assembly.